This is a messenger RNA of Poecilia reticulata (guppy), 2405 nucleotides long. RefSeq lists its product as uncharacterized. NCBI's taxonomy places the organism in Eukaryota, Metazoa, Chordata, Actinopteri, Cyprinodontiformes, Poeciliidae. The record is from RefSeq and is a predicted model, not a curated record.
CAUUAAAGGUAAUACAUUUUUGGGUUAUUUUUUAACAUAUCUUUUUUAAGAGAGUUGGUCCUCGCACCCUUCUGUGCCAGGCCAUUAUCCUCAAGAGCCGCUGACUCCCAAGUGCAGAUUACAGCCUUGGUAAUAUAUUACCAGAUGAACUCUCUGAAAUGGCCAUAAGCUAAGCCAAGUUGCAUUCAGCCGUAAAGUUUGUUUUUAUUCAAACUUCAGCAGUUUUCUAGKUCUGUUGAGGUAGUGACAUCAAUUUGUGACAUCAUGCAAAUUGAUGUCACAAAGAGUGAUGCACUGAUGUCACAAGGCUGCAGUCUUAAAUUCUACGGUCAUUGCCACUGCAGAAGUCACACAGCAAGCAGAAGAAUCGUCAACCUAACAAGUGUUUGGAUUUAUCUACACAUACAGGAUACAAAAUGAGUCAACUCAGUAUAGUGUCGUUUCUAGCACAGAAGUUCUUUGACAUGUUAAAAAAAGUCAGCAUGUUGUCUACUAACAGACAGACUCUGACUACAGAAAAUGAGGAGAACAUGAAUAUGAUUCAAAUUAGGAAUAUAGAGCUAGAGAAGGAGAAGACCGCUCUGGAGAAGAAAAGCGCCAUCUUGGAGCAGAUUAACACUGCCCUGGAGCAGGAAAACACUGCUCUAGAGAAGGAAAAGACCGAUCUAGAGCAGAGUAGCACAGUUUUGGAGCAGAAAAUCACUGCCCUAGAGAAGGAAAAGACCGAUCUGGAGCAGAGAAGCAAAGUUUUGGAGCAGAUAAACACUGCCCUGGAGCAGGAAAACACUGCCCUGGUGCAGGAAAACACUGCCCUAGAGGAGGAAAAGACCGAUCUGCAGCAGAGAAGCACAGCUUUGGAGCAGAUAAAAACUGCCCUGGAGCAGGUAAACACUGCCCUGGAGCAGGAAAACGCWGUCGUGGAGCAGGAAAACACUGCCCUAGAGAAGGAAAAGACCUAUCUGGAGGAGAAAAGCAUAGUUUUGGAGCAAAUAUACACUGCCCUCGAUCAGGAAAACACUGCCCUAGAGAAGGAAAGGACAGAUCUGGUGCAGAGAAACAAAGUUUUGGAGCAGAUAAACACUGCCCUGGAGCAGGUAAACACUGCCCUGGAGCAGGAAAACACUGCCUUAGAGGAGGAAAAGGCUGAUCUGCAGCAGAGAAGCACAGUUUUGGAGCAGAUAAAAACUGCCCUGGAGCAGGUAAACACUGCCCUAGAGCAGGAAAACACUGCCCUAGAGGAGGAAAAGACCGAUCUGCAACAGAGAAGCACAGUUUUGGAGCAGAUAAAAACUGCCCUGGAGCAGGUAAACACUGCCCUGGAGCAGGAAAACACUGCCCUGGAGCAGGAAAACACUGCCCUAGAGAAGGAAAAGACAGAACUGGAGGAGAAAUGCAUCGUUUUGGAGCAGAUAUACACUGUCCUGGAUCAGAAAAACACUGCCAUAGAGAAGGAAAAGAUAGAUCUGGAGCAGAGAAGCAAAGUUUUGGAGCAGAUAAACACUGCCCUGGAGGAAGAAAACACUGCCCUAGAGGAGGAAAAGACCGAUCUGCAACAGAGAAGCACAGUUUUGGAACAGAUAAAAACUGCCCUGGAGCAGGUAAACACCGCCCUGGAUCAGGAAAACACUGCCCUAGAAAAGGAAAAGACUGAUCUGCAUCAGAAAAUUACCGUUUUGGAGCAGAUAAACACUGCCCUGGAGCAGGAAAACACUGCGCUAAAAAAGGAAAAGACCGGUCUGGAGCAGAAAAGCAUAAUUUUGGAGCAGAUAAACACUGCCAUUGAGCAGGAAAAUACUGCACUAGAGAAGGAAAUGAACAAUCUGCAGCAGAGAAGCACAGUUUUGGAGCAGAUAAACACUGCCCUGGAGCACGACAACACUGCCCUUGAGCAGGAGAACACUGCCCUGAAGCUUGAAGUGGAACAGUUGAAGAAAAGGCUGAGGGACACAGAGAGGCAGCAGAAAUAGCAGCCAGAUUUAAARGUAAGUCUUGUCUAGCCAUCACAAAGACAGCCAGUCUGUUUCAGACUAGCCACAGUUACCUGUAUUCAGACGUGUGGUCGGAGACUUCUCCACUACACUUUUGAAAACACAAUAUGCACUACACUUCUCCAGGGCUACAUAGSRAGUCCUGUCAGUCUCCUGCCCGACCUCCAGGGCUUCAUAGUAACUCCAUGGAGUUUGCAUGUUCUCCCCAUGCAUGUGUGGGUUCUCUCCGGGUACUCCGGCUUUCUCCCAAAGUCCAAAAGCAUGACUGUUAAGCACCUGGCGAUCCUACCCAUGGAUCACUAAUCACAUCACUAAUCAUGUGUUUUGCGGCUGUUUCAGACCAGCCACAGCCACAGAAGCAGCAACCUGUAUUCAGACGUGUGGUCGGAGACUUCUCCACUACACUUUUGAAAACGC